Molecule: messenger RNA, 1959 nt
Organism: Candidula unifasciata
Lineage: Eukaryota; Metazoa; Mollusca; Gastropoda; Stylommatophora; Geomitridae
Source: the annotation of a GenBank genome assembly
AUGGAAGAUGACAACUACUAUAUCUCAUUGUGCAAAAAUCCCAUACGGUUUGAGCCUUUCAGCAAAUCCAACAACGUCUUCUUUGAUGAUGCCAAUAAACAGGUAUUUGCAGUUAGAUGUGGAGGUGCCAUGGGUGUUAUUAUGAAAGGACCAGAGGAGAAAGUUUGUGUCUCUUUUAGGAUGGAAGAUCGAGGUGAAAUUGUGUCAAUCAAAUUUUCACCAGAUAAAAGAAUCCUAGCAGCGCAACGUUAUCUCAAGUCUGUGGAAUUUCUAAACUUUCAAGAGGAUCUCACUACCGAUCAACAAGAAUAUUCUCAGGCAUGUAAAGGCAGAGCUACGGAAAUCAGAGGGUUUGUGUGGAGUUCCACUAAUGAAAUUGUAUUUAUCACAACCGCAGGCUUGGAACAUUAUCAGGUCAUUCCUGAGAAAAGAACUCUCAGAAACCUGAAAACAUUAAGCUUACAAGUGAACUGGUAUUUCUGGCUGGCUUCUAGCAGCAUAUUGCUCAUUUCUUCAGGGACUCUAGGAAAUAUACUACAUCCAUUUCAGUUCAAACAGCCUGGGGUUAUGACCAGGCUUCCCAAGUUUGAAGCAGAUUUGCCUGCUGGUCCCAAACCACAGAAGCUGUCACUGCUAGACAGGGAUGUGACAAUGGCAGUUAUAUAUGACCAUCUGUACGUAGUUGUAUUACGUCAUCCACUGAACGCCUCUAGUGGAGCAGAAAUUGUUCUUUAUCAGCUUCAGAAAGAAAGCCCGGCCAGAAAGACUGAUGUCCUGAAGCUGGACAUGAGUGGGAGGUUUGCUAUCAAUGUGGUUGACAACCUCAUCAUGGUACACCACCAGGCAUCCAAGACUUCUGUCAUCUUUGAUAUACAUCUGGAUGCCAAAUCUGAUGGAUAUGUCAACUACCAUUACCCAGUGUUGUCUCCCCUUGGAAUCAAGCCCUUCAAAUUACUGCUGCCUUCUGUUAAUAUGCAAGCUGGAAUUGACAAGACUGAAUACAAUUGUGAACUCUAUUCUGCAAAUUGGAUUGUCUUUCAGCCUGAUAUUGUCAUUGAUGCAAAGCUCGGUUGUUUGUGGACACUGGAGUUAAAUCUGGCUCCCCUUGUGACCAUGAUACCUGAUAAGGACAAACUGAUUCAGUUCCUCUUAUACCGAACUGACAGCAAAAGUGUGAUACUGUCAGUCUGCGCCCAGAUGUUGGUGCCAGGAAAACAGGCCAGUUUGCAAUCCCUGGCCAAAGUUUAUGACAUGUUAAAUGUAACAUACAAACAGUUUCUCGACACAGAAACACAGGCUUCGGCAGGUGAGGCUUCUAUCAGACAUGUUAACAGCAAAGUGGUGAUUGAGCAGUCUGACAUGUUCACUCACGUGUUCUCUGUGUUUGAGGACUACAAGGACAUCAAAUAUAAGUUUGUGGUUGCCGUGCUAAUUGAGUACAUCCGGUCCCUCAACCAGUUUAACAUUCCAGUGCAGCAUUAUUUAUAUGAACUGGUGAUCAACAUACUGGUACAAAACAGCUGUUUCUACCAGUUACACCAGUUCUUGCAGUACCAUGUGCUCAGUGACUCCAAGCCUCUGGCAUGUUUGAUGCUGUCACUAGAAUCAGUUUAUCCACCUGCUCACCAGCUGGCCUUAGAUAUGCUCAAGAGAAUACAAACGGCAAAUGAAGAGAUUAUUGAAGUCUUAUUAUCCAAGCAGCAACUUCUUCCCGCAAUCAGGUUCAUUCGCAGUGUUGGGAUUGUAGACAACGCCCAGUCUAGGAAAUUUCUAGAAGCUGCACUCAGCACAAAUGACAAUAUGAUUUUCUACACUGUUUUCAAGUUUUUUGAACAAAGAAACCAGCGGUUAUGGGCAAACCCAAGGUUUCAACAAGGUGAACACUGUGAUCAGUACGUGAAGCAGUUUGAGGCAUUGUUUGGAAGUGAGUCUCUGAUGCCUUUACAACCAGUUCAGUGA